GUCAUAUUAACGGUAGAUUUGCAACCCUAGACCAAACGAACAGACGUUCGGACUAUUUCAUGGAUUUCAUGCAUUUCACGGGUCCGACACCGAGCGGUCCCCUUUUCGCCCUGAAACGAGGAAUAUCGUAAAGCCAUGACUACCGCGCAUGUUUCCAUUCUCCCGCUCAAACGCUGGUUAGAAUGAACUGGGCUGAGGAGGGCUCUGAAGAAACUUCAUGGAUCUUGUGGAGCCUGAGAAAGAGCACCUGGAGUUUCACAUUGAUCCGGGACAAGUCCCUGCCGAACUUUCCAGCACCGUCCAAGCCAUAAAACAGGCGGCGGAGAAGGUUCUUUUCCGUUGGAAGAAGUUCCCGCUGCGCCUGCCCCCUCCCGUGUUCCAUCUGCCACCGGCUCUCCUGCGGGCCGAGGGUGAAGCGCGGAAGACGCGCACAACUAGCCUGCGAGAUGUCUUCACGAUGCCGAACUUCGAGGAGGCAGACGCCGUGGCGAGAGAUGCCAAGGGGAGAGCUCCGCGGCUGGACCAGACGCAGCUGCGAUCCAUCCGGGAGUGCGGGGAGUUUGAGGUUGCCAGCCGUGCAUUCCCCGGCCGCCAGUACCGCUGGCGCCUCAGCCGCCUGGUGCAGAGCGGCCGCCAGUGCGCCCGGCGCCACUGGCUGCACGACGUGGCGCUCGCGCUCCGCCUGCUCGUGGUGACCGCCCGGAACCGGCUGGACUCGCACUUCCUCAGCCUUCGGGCGUCCUGGGUUGCCCUCACCCGGGCGCUCCUGCUCCUCAUGGACGCCCUGGUGGGCAUGCCCUCCGUCUCGGCGAGCCUGCUGGCCUCUCGGCUCCAGGAGGAGAGGGUCAAGCACCUGGUGGCCGAGCUCACCAUCGAGGCGGACACGGAGAGCCAGCUGGAGCAGUUGUGCCUGUUUGUGCGCUACCAGAUCAAGAGGCAGACCUUUGAGAAGUGCCAUAUGGGAGAAGAGAGGCUUCCUGCUGUGCCCUACGUGUACAAGACUCCCAAGGGGCAGGUCAUCGACCUCCGACUCUACAACACAGAGCUGCUUCGUGGAGCCAUGCCCUUCCUGGUCCACACCCUGGAGAAGGAGCUACGUGGCUGGUUUCCUUCCUUCCGCGAGACCCUGCUAGCCAAGCUCAGAGCCAAGAAGCUGUCGGAUGCUGACAUGGAAAAGCAGGCCAAGGUGGCCGCGGAGGACGAGUACCUCCGCCGGGUCUCGGAGGCCGUCUGCCACGACGCGGGGCUGGAGAGCCUCUCCCAGGGCCUGGGGCGCCUGCUGGCCGACCAGGCCCACGCCGCCAUGCUCACACAGAGGGCGCUGGACGUCGUCAGGGACCGCACCAACCACUACCUCGCUCAGGAAAAAGCACGAUUGGAGGAAGACUUCCCUGUGCUGUCGCUGAUUGGUCCGUGGCUGCGCAGUCACCUCUCGAAAGUGCAAGCGCAGCUGGAGCGGGAGCACGGCCUGGAGGCCCACGAGACGGCCCUGGCCCUGUGCCGGGAGCGGGGCCUGUGGCAGGCGGCCUACUUCCUGGCCCGGGACCUGUCCUUCCUGCGGGAGCAGGCCCCCGCCCUGGAGGCGGAGCUGGCACGCCUCAGGGUGCCCACCCGCUCCUUUGCGUGGCGCACCCAUGUCUGGAGGCCCUCCCACUGGCAGGUGCGUCGCGUGGGGGUGCCGCCGGCGGAGUGCCCCCCUCGGGCGACCGGAGGAGGGGAGACCCUCCUGCUGGGACCGGCAUCCGAGCGUCCCACUUACGUGGUGGAGAAGCAGAGCAGCCGGCUGACCUCCACCCGCUGGGCACUCUGGCGCUGGGGAAACUUCUGCCACCGCACCUGGGCACACACCUGCAACGCCAUGUUCCUGCUUGGGGUGCUCAUCCCGUGGUGCAGCCCAUUGAGUUUAAGGAGCCUUUUUCUUCCUCGACCCUUCAUGCCCGACUUUGAGGUCAACCAAGAAAGCGGGAGGCUGCAGCCUCGCAAGUCCUCGUCCACCCAGACCCUGUGUUCGAGGCUUCACUGGCUCUGGAGGCACAUCUCCAAGUCCAGGACAGACUUUGAAUCUCAGCCGGACUCAGGCUUUGUGGGCAAGGGCCUGAGUCGCCACCUGAACCGGGUGUGGAACUACCUGGUGAAGGGGCUGUGCGGCACCGUGCUGCUGGUGGUCCUCUUCCCGGCCCUCUGCUUGACCGUCUGCACGCUUUCCCUCGUGGCUGCCCUGUUGGCACCCCUCUGGAUGCCGUGCAUGAUGUUGCUGUUUCACUUGGUCAUGGUGUUGGCGUACGACUUCGACUCGCCAAGCCCCGAGCGGAACCGCAUCUGCGUGUUGGGUGAGGCCCUGGUGUGGCAGGGCCUGCUUCAGGGCCUCUUGCAGCCGGUGGCCGCCGCAGUGGUGGCACUGGUGCUGUGUCCGCUGGCGGCCGGAUUGGUUCUGCUGGUGGCUCUGGUGCGCUGGGCUGCAGUCCAGUGUUGGGACGCAGUGCUGUUCCACGCGGUGGUGAAGCGGCGUGCACGGGUGCCGUUGGGAGACAGCUGGAUGGUGAUGCGGGUGGCGGGGCCGGGGCUGUCUCAAGACCACCUGUAUCAGGUGAGUCCGGAGCAGGCCCUGGCAGCCUUCCUGGCCAAGCUGGAGUCCGAGCAGCUGUCCCUUUACGUGCAGCAGACGGAACUCCAGAUCCUCCAGCCCCUGCACACGUACACUCAGUUCGUGGAGCAGUGCUUCGGCCCGUUUGCUGCGACGCUAGCCCGCGACAGGGGGCCCUACAAGGACUUGGAGGCCGAACUGAACAACAUGGUGUCUGCGCUCAAGGCAGAAGUUGACAAGCGCAAGCGCGAGCUCCAGCUGGGUCUUGGGGUGAGCUGCCGGCAGCGGACGCGCAUGGCGGCCUCCGACCUGCAGGGGGCGCUGGCGGCGGGGGCAAACCUGGCGCAGCAGCUCCUGCCCCGCCUUUCUGCAUCGUACUGGAAGGACCGGGGGCUGGAAGAGAAGGACUGGCUCGGACUGGCAGCACAGCUCUACUCUGAAGUCUUCUGCCCAGAGUUCCUGGUACCCCUGGUGGAAGGGGACGUGGCAUUCAGGCUCGAGGCUGUGGACGUGGACCUCUUGAAGUACAGGGAGCUGUCGCAGGUGCACGCGUCGGCUGACCUGGACGUCUCGCGGGUGGUGCACUUCCCCAAAGGCAAGGUGCACUUUCACGCGCCGUACCUGGACUUGUCCGUCUUCAACCCGCAGUCCUCGCUGGCCAACAUGGCGUCGACGAAGACCAAGAGGGCGCCCUGGAAGCGGGAAAGCAGCGCCGGAGAGCGCCCCAGCCUGCCGCCCUCCGUGCCCCACCCGGCCAAGAUCGCUCUCAUCAUCUUCAACAGGGAGAACGAAGACCCAAUCCCGCUCGACUCGGACGCCUGCCAGCAGAUUCUUAGGGCGGUGUGCUGCGGCGGCGGCAACGCGGACGCGGUGGGGAGCAGCGGCGCGAGCAGCAGCAGUCCCUCGGUCAGCCUACAGAUGGCGCCUUCUGCCGAGGACAUCAGCCUCGAACCUAGGGGUCAGCGUGCCACCUACACCCACAGCGGGCCUUACAGCACCUGCGUCUGAGACCGGCCACCAGGGACAGGUCACUCGUGCAAGCCGACUGUGGGCGCCUGGCAACAUUGGCCGUACGACCUUGAGAUUAACCACCGGAGGUUGCCUUGACCACCCGACUUCAGUCGCCGGCCAACAAGGUGCUACGGAGACAUGAGAACACCGGUCUGGGGAUCGAACCAAGGAGGCAAAGAGAAUCGAUGGUCGUUUGCGAGCUCUGCGGGCAACAUUGAGCCAUUUGGAGGGACACCGCAUUUACCUCGGUCGGCUUAAGGCCGGUUCCCGCGUGCAUCUCGGCCCCGAGGUAACACAAAAUCGGCCCUUCGUCGGUGCUACGAUCGGCACCAAUCCAGCGCCGAGCUAUUGCUGCGUUCUGUUUGUGAGUGGAAAAAGACGGGGACACGUGCGGCGGAGUGCCGAUACCACGUCGAUACAUGACGCGUCUCGUUAAUGGGGACACCCCUUUUCCCCGAACAGUCGUCCAUAACGGGAGUCAUCUAUAACAACGAGACGAAAAUGUGUGUUUUUAGACAUUUUGUCCCCGAAAAUCGUGUCUAUAUAGUAACGGGGUAUCCGUAUUAAUGAGAUCCAUAUUAACUAGACGUAGCUGUAUGGCGCAAAGGCAGCGCCGUCUUUAAAGUGCUCAUUUAGUGCUGCGCUCUAUGUGCGAACAGGCCUCUGGAGCUGCGACCCGCGAUCGCUGCAGAUACGGUUGCAUUCGCGUUGCAGCUCUUCCGACAAGUCACGUGGCAGCUUUCUUCGCAAUCUCACCUCAUCCGAGCAGACCGAAUCUAGUGUAACGUCCAGAGGUUCUCGCACUCCUUCGUCGCGAAGGACGCGACGUACGUGGUUGUGGUCGACGUCUAAGCUCGCGGGACGCCUUGGGGCCGCAACGUAUCGCGUCGCACGAAGCAAAGUGCAUGUCGUGGUAGUGCAAGCUCGUUGCUUGGACGUAGGUCAACGAGUCUCAAAGAUGUACCGCUUAGUGCGCUUUCCGUGUGUGAAAUUACCAGUAGGCACGUGACGUCCCGUACCGAACGUUGGCGGUCGGUUUUGUCGGUAUGCCACGUAAAUGUAGUCGUAGUCCCCGACAUUUCCUGUAGGUUUUCGCAUUUUUAUCUUUCUUAGCGAGGCCUCGGGGUGCCCAGCAUUGGCCGUCUGCUGAGUGCUCUGGCGUUAACCUCUCGAUGCUGCCAUUCUGUCAAUGGGGUCCAGAGCUUUUGAGUGUUUGUCUAGAUCUUUUUAAUGUCUAUAAACUGUGCUCACACAAGCAGUAUUGUUUUUUUAAUGGCUUUGGGACGGACCAGCACGGCGUUGUUUUGUGCCCCGUCCCUUCGAGACCAAUUGUGACAUUCUUGAAGGAAAAAAAAAGCUUGCCCAUGAGUGUGUAAGUUGUUUAGGCAUGCUGAAUGUUGCCCCGUUUUUAGUACCUGUUGAUUGAAAGACCUUCGAAUCUCGUGCCAUACUGCGGACGUUCAACGAGUCUUUGGGGUGAAUCCUUGUUCGACUGAGUUUUUGGUGGUGAUGUUGAGCGUUUUUUUGCGCUCAAUAACACCAGUUUGUCGAAUAUGGUUGUCUUGGGUGGGGGGCCCUUCCUGGACUUUAAUGGGCUGCUUUGUUGCACAGCCUGCUUCGGAAGAAAUGGACAAAGUGGACGGGCGUGUUAAUGUUAUGCAAAAGUCUUCUAAUUGUAGUUUACUGCAUGCACUGGAAGGUUUACUAUUUACGUUUUUUGGGAGGUUAGACUACAGCAUAGCAAGGCAUGGUGAGGCACAUGGUCCUCCCAUGCUCGAAAUCUUUUGCGAGCAUUUUUGAUUCUCUAAAUGUGGAAAAUUCAGGUUUGGUUGUACUAACUAUAAGUGGCGAUAUUUCGACGAACAAAGGCAAACAAUUUGAGUAUUACGAAUCGGCACAAGACGACACGAACGAGGGUGCUUUCCAGGAUUGUCCCGUGAACUUUGUUUGUUGCUUAUGAACUGGUUUUAUGAAUUUGUUAGUAAUGGUGAAGCCCAAAUCUUCCACUGCUCUAAUGCCAGCUUGUAACUGCUCUACCAAUGGCUGGCCUCCCUGACGAGCACCUUGUCUGGGAAAGUUUAAAAGUGUGUGUGAGGGUAACCAAGUAUAGUGCGCCUGCAUACCUAACUAGUAACUGCUGAUGUAACAAUUGCACUUGGUAUAACAGGUGUAAUAAUACUAAAUGAGUUUUGUUGUGCUUUUAACAGAGUAAGCUUGAGAGCUUACUGAAAUGCUGUGUUAAGUGUUAGCAUCUACUAUCUAGAGCUUUCUUUUCUCGUAAAAAAUUCCAACUAAUAUGUGUGAAGUUAGGUCAUUUUUGGGGCACAUAUUUGGACAGUCCAACUAAUUGAUUGUCAUCUUAGAUGUUUUAACUUUUUACUAUGUGUAUUUAUUUUCGAGAGAAGUGACGCAGGACCCUGCAAACAUUUAGAGCUGAACGAACUGGGAGAGGAAAAUCUCUAACUUGCUCUCGACGUGCAAAGAUAGACGGAAGGCUUCAAUUGUAGCAGCCUUUUUUUCUGUAGCCUCGGUCUUUGGCAUCUCGGUCAUCUUUUUUCACUUUGCCACGCUAAGCACGCACUUUCAACAACUUUUAUGAACCUUCAGUUAAUCGGAGACAAAGUUGAGAGAGUCCACCACCCACGUAGCGUGGGAAACGGAAACGGCACCUUUCAUUUUCUGGAGAGCGAACACUCGCACAUAUCACAUCGCUUUGAGGUAGUGAUUGCUGCAUUCUGAAGUUGCUGCGUUCCAGCGUCAUGUUGCGUAGCAUGCUUGGGUUUAAAGGUUGACUAGCACAAUGCAGGCGCAUGGUCCCUUUUGAGCUAGCUCCUAUUUCUACAAUUGCCUCCGACGAAAAAGAAACGACAACAAAACUAUCAGUCUGAAAAAAAAUGCAGGUGAGCUGGUAAACUAGCUCCAUAAUGAAAAACUCGAGACCGGGAACAGAAAACAAAAAUUUGACAAGCACACACAUCGUCUUCAUAGAAAAAAAAACAAAAAAAACGGACAAGUGCACACAUUAUCAUAUUACCAAUCUGUUUUUUAGUAAUGAGGUGUGUAAGCGGUGAAAAAAGUCUGUAACUAUAAAAAACUUUCAAACAGCACGAAUAGAUUGAGGAAAUUUUCGGAGAGUUUUGAAACUGUGGCAGACUCCCGAAAAUGCACUCGACGCACUAACACGUUUUACAGUAAAACAAGGGAGUUUGUCGGUGACAGGUUUUCACCCGCUUCGUCCGAAGCCAACGUGUACUAAGCCAACGUCUUGGCUUCGGAAGUUUUUAACAUGCACAGUCACAUACUCCGUUCAAACCGCAUCCGACCUCGGGACUUCGUCGGUCGGUUCGACGAGUCCGGCGUCGAACAAUGCACACUGUAGUGUCUUUUCUUUUGUACGGCGUGUGAACGUCCUGCACCUAGCAAUAUACACGUGCUCGUGCACACUAACCCGGGUCCCCUAACAACAUCUCGCGAUCUUGUGUCGGUGUGCGUACAAUCCCCCCUUUUUUUUUUACCAUAAAUGUAUAUAAUUUUUUCUAUGCUGUGGAUUAAACAGUGUCUUU
Molecule: messenger RNA, 7158 nt
Organism: Ixodes scapularis (black-legged tick)
Lineage: Eukaryota; Metazoa; Arthropoda; Arachnida; Ixodida; Ixodidae
Exons: 29
Coding region: 218-3592 (1124 amino acids)
Source: RefSeq, a predicted model, not a curated record